Molecule: messenger RNA, 2156 nt
Organism: Oryzias latipes (Japanese medaka)
Lineage: Eukaryota; Metazoa; Chordata; Actinopteri; Beloniformes; Adrianichthyidae
Gene: dele1
Product: DAP3 binding cell death enhancer 1
Biological process (GO): extrinsic apoptotic signaling pathway via death domain receptors
Cellular component (GO): mitochondrion
Molecular function (GO): protein binding
Source: RefSeq, a predicted model, not a curated record
CACUACGCACUUCCGGUUUGUUCCUCUUUCGGCACAACUCGUGACAGCUGUGUAUGUGUUGUUUUUUUAUUUGUUUUUUUUACCACCAGCGGAACUAUUUUAUUGAAUUAACCACAGUCUCCGGUUGUUCUGUGAAUCAGAACUCUGCGGGAGAAACAAACAUGUCUUCCCGAGGUUAUAUCUGCGGUUAAAAGCAAGGACGAACAUCAUGUGGAGAGUUCAAGGUUUUGUGGGGAGAGCUCUGCAUAGAUUCCAUGGCAGCCACACUUUACGACUGACACCGAACCACCAUGUGGAAGAUGAGGUUCUCAACAGCUCAGCCGCUCUUUCUACGUCCAGACUCCCGUCUGACGGCAGGUCUCAGAAGGAGGAGGAUGGAGAAAGGAAUAGGAAGGAGCAGACUUUUCAGUUUGAUUAUGCGAGGCUUCCACGUUACACAGCCCUCGAUGCUGUGGGAUGGGGUGCUGUGGCAGUUCUGUUUAUGCAGAUCUGCAGGAGAGUCCACUCCAGCUUCUCAUCAGGUUCUGAGGCAAGUCCAAAUGCAGGGAGCUGGACAGCGUCCUCAUCCCUGCAGCGGUGUGGCUACCGCGUCCUGCUUGACAUCUUAUCCAGACGUGAUGUUCUUCCCAGAGGAAGGAGUGUGUUGUGUCUCCAGGGGAUGACAGGGAGUCAGAAUCCAGAUCAUUCUUCCACUCAAAGCAGCAGCAACAGUCCAGCCAGCACCGGCCAGCAGUUUCUGACUGCUGACAGUUCCACCUCCGACCACCAGGGGGAGCUCGAACACUCACCUGAAAUUGGGGAGUAUCUUCUUUCUGAAGAAUGUCCUCAGAAUGACACUAGUCCAGAAAAAACAGUGAGGAAAAACGAAGCCACCUUAUCCAAAGAAGAAAAGUUAUCACAAGCAGCACUUAACCUCAAACAUGUGGGGGACAGCAGUAUUCCUGUUAUCCUUAACAUCAUCGGCCUAGAAAACACUAUGGCUGAGAAUUACAGGGAAGCUUUCAUGUGUUUUCAAGCUGCGGCCCAACAGGGCUACAGUAAAGCCCAGUUUAACACCGCCGUGUGCUAUGAAAAAGGUCGAGGAGUCGACAAGGACAUAGACAAGGCUCUGUAUUUUUACAGACAGGCUGCAGCCAGAGGCCACAAACAAGCUCAGUAUCGAUAUGCAAAGCUUCUACUGACCAGCAGAGAGCAGCAGAGUGCAGAAGAGAUGAACACUGUUGUCAACUUACUUCAAGAAGCUGCUGCAGCUGGAAUCACCAAGGCCCAGCUGUGCUUAGCUUCCGUCUACACUCGGGAUCCUGGGAGGAAUGGGGGCAAGUCCAUUAAGUACCUGAAGAUGGCAGCAGAGAGUGGAGACGACACGGCCCUGCUGUUUUUGGGUCAAUGUUACGAGAGCGGCUUUGGCGUGCGGCAGAACCUCAACAAAGCUGCUCAGUUUUACAAACAAGCAGCUCAAGCAGGCAACAAACAAGCCAAGAGUUUACUCAGGCCCCACAGUGACCUAAACACUAAAGCUGAAGAUGUGGUGAUGCGUUCCAUCCAGUCAGCUCCAUGCUUCCCUGUGGCUGACAGUCGGCUCCUACCAACACCCUCCUCCCCGACCACUUCCAGUCAUCCGGCAACCGUUCCACUCCUCCCUCACUCCUGGAGUAUGGGGAACCUUGGAGCUCCCCUGUCAUUGUCCUCCAUGCCCCUUCACUUCCAGCCGUCCCCCACAGAGAAGGGGCGCUGUCAGUGGACUGUAGGAGUAGGGUAGAUAGACAAACAUGAGUAAAAUUACAAGGAGAUAAAGGUCCAUCCAUCCAGAUUUUGUAAAGUCUGGAUGGAAGUAAGGUGGUCAGUUAGUAUUGAUUACAUUAUCUUUUUGCUUUUAGUAACGUUAUCAGAAAAUAAGCUUUUUUGUUAUAAAAAAAAAAAACAUUUUUACUAUGUCAAGGUAAAUGUAAAAGAACUUGGUGCCUUUGGUGUUUUUGCUUCCUUGCAAAAUGUCUUAAACAUGUAAAACUAUGUGUUUAACCAUAUUUGAUGACAUGUCUCUGUGGCUUAAUGGCUUGUUCUGUGUUUCUUGAUGUGAAAGCACCACCAUGCUGCCAAAGUCUGUUGAUUGCACUGUUAAGACGCACCGUUUUAAAUAAAUACACUUUUAGAAAGUA